Westerdykella ornata is the source of this 1266-nucleotide messenger RNA. Its product is annotated as Pkinase-domain-containing protein. The record is from RefSeq and is a predicted model, not a curated record. Gene Ontology annotation, biological process: protein phosphorylation; intracellular monoatomic cation homeostasis; intracellular signal transduction. The coding region runs from base 1 to 1266 and encodes 421 amino acids. Gene Ontology annotation, molecular function: protein serine/threonine kinase activity; ATP binding. Lineage: Eukaryota; Fungi; Ascomycota; Dothideomycetes; Pleosporales; Sporormiaceae. The transcript has 2 exons.
AUGUUCAGCCGCAAAGAUGACAGCAGCAGGGAGUCAUCCUCUUCCCGCGCCUUUCCUAACGAAAAGAACGCAGAUGCCAAACCCACCAAUCAAACCGUGCUCCGUCCGACCCCGUCACGCCAGCCCUCAGCCAGCAAGCUCGACAAAGCUGCUCACGGCCAGUAUCAACGUUUCUGGAUCAACGAAGAUGGAACUCACGAACAUCAUCUCAAAGUGGCACGGCGGCAGGAGAAGCUCUCCGACAUGUUCCAGAGCCUCAUGCUAGGAAAGAAGAAGGAAGGCACUCACGAAGAUCAGCCCCUGAGCCUCAUGUCCAACUGGGUUGACGUCAUGCGCAACGAGAAGGAAAAGCUGGCCGAAGCAAAGAAUAGCGCAAACGCGUCUCUAACGCUGGUACAAAAGUACGGGAAAUGUCAGGAGGUGGUGGGCCGUGGUGCUUUCGGCAUCGUUCGCGUCGCCCACAAAACCGAUGCCAAAGAUCCUCGGCGCGAGCAGCUAUAUGCCGUCAAAGAAUUCAAGCAGCGGCCCGGGGAAUCGGACAAGAAGUACCAGAAGCGCCUUACCGCAGAGUUCUGCAUCUCCUCCUCGAUGCAGCACCCCAACGUCAUCAACACCCUCGACCUCCUCCAGGACGAUAAGGGAGUCUACUGUGAGGUCAUGGAGUACUGCUCCGGUGGCGAUCUCUAUACCCUCGUGCUCUCGGCUGGCCAGCUUGAGGUGGUCGAGGCCGACUGCUUCUUCAAACAGCUCAUGCGCGGCGUCGACUAUAUGCACGAGAUGGGCGUUGCGCAUCGCGACCUGAAACCGGAAAAUCUCCUCCUUACCUCGCAUGGCUCUAUCAAGAUUACCGAUUUUGGCAAUGGCGAGUGCUUUCGGAUGGCAUGGGAAAAGGAGGCACAUAUGACGGCUGGUCUGUGUGGGUCUGGCCCAUAUAUCGCGCCAGAGGAAUAUGUCGACAAGGAGUUCGAUCCCCGUGCUGUCGAUACGUGGGCGUGCGGCAUCAUUUACAUGGCCAUGCGCACCGGCCGUCACCUCUGGCGUGUUGCCCAACGUGGCGAAGACGAGUUCUUCGACCGUUAUCUCGAAGACCGGAAAAAGGAAUCGGGCUAUAGGCCCAUUGAGGUUUUGCGUCGGCAAAAGUGCCGCAAUGUCAUCUACUCGAUCCUUGAUCCGAAUCCUCAGCGACGUUUGACCGCUCAUCAGGUCCUCUUCUCCGAAUGGGUCAAAGAGAUCAAAGUCUGCCGUGCGGGAGACGAGGGCUUCUAA